This is a messenger RNA of Cyphellophora attinorum, 1263 nucleotides long. RefSeq names its product Sterol-4-alpha-carboxylate 3-dehydrogenase, decarboxylating. Gene Ontology annotation, molecular function: 3-beta-hydroxy-Delta5-steroid dehydrogenase (NAD+) activity. Gene Ontology annotation, biological process: steroid biosynthetic process. The transcript has a single exon. NCBI's taxonomy places the organism in Eukaryota, Fungi, Ascomycota, Eurotiomycetes, Chaetothyriales, Cyphellophoraceae. The record is from RefSeq and is a predicted model, not a curated record. Bases 1 to 1263 code for a protein of 420 amino acids.
AUGGCAACGCCAAACGAAAAGUCCAUCGGCACCGUUCUGGUCGUCGGCGGCUGUGGGUUCGUUGGCGGCAACCUCGUUGACCAGCUGCUAAAUUUCCCGUCCGAGGACAACCUACCACCUGCUUCCAAGGAGCCCAAGCCGGUCGAGAAGUACUCACGCGAGUCUCUCAUCGUAACACCCUCCACGGCGUUCCCAACACUACGCUCCCGUUACCCGGCCUACUCUCGUGCUGGCACCCGCGUCCAUGCACUUGACCUCAAAUGCACUCGCAACCGACAUGAUAGAGCAAUAUAUCACGAAUGCGACAUCACCGAUGAGUCUGCCCUGACCGCCCUCUUCCAAGAAAUAAAACCCGACGUCGUGAUUAAUACGGCCUCCCCACAAUUCACCGCGCCCGACAAGAUCCUCAAGAAAGUCAACAUCGAAGGAACCAAGACCCUGCUCAAAGCCGCUCAAUCGACCGGCACUGUCAAGGCAUUCGUACACACGUCCUCCGCCUCCGUCGUACACGACUGCUACAGCGACCUUAUCAACGCGACCGAGCUCUACCCUUACGUCUACCCCAACCCGGCCGAGUACUACUCCGAGACCAAGGUCGUUGCAGAAAAGGCCGUGCUAGAAGCCAAUGGCACCAGUGGCAUGCUCACCUGCGCCAUACGACCCGCCGGCGUCGUCGGCGAGGGCGACAGGGGAGGUUUCGCCUACGCCAUCAUACUUACCGGAUCCAAGGCGCCUGCUUGGAAUUUGAACAUGCAGUUAGGUCACGGUGAGGGUUUGUUCGACAACACCUACGUUGGCAACUUAUGCUACGCCUUACUUUGCGCCACCGACGCUCUCUUAUCUACGCAUACACGGAAAGCAGAGGGCAAGUCCGAGAUCCUCGACUUUGAGCGUGUCGAUGGCGAAGCAUUCAACUGCACCAACGACGAGCCUGCGUAUUUCUGGGACACGUCCCGCUUCCUCUGGUCUCGUUAUGGCCGCAUCGAUGGCGUGCGGCCGGCGACCCAGGCCUGGGCGCUGCCGAGAGAGAUGGCGGUUUUUGCGGGAUUUGCAUCCGAAUGGGUGAAUUGGGCGUUGGGAAGGCCGAGUAAGUUGACUGCUCAGGGGGCGAGGUAUGCUUGCAUGCAUAGAUAUUAUUCUUGUGAGAAGCUGAAGAAGCGGACUGGGUACAAGCCGAUGGUGUCGGUGGAGGAGGGGCUGGAGAGGAGUGUGCGGGAGUUCAAGACGAUUGCGGAGGGGGAGUUGGGUAAGAAGGAGAAGUGA